GACCGAUAUCAGUGUUAUAAACUUGUUCUUUGCUACAAAGCUUCACAACGAAGUUGUAUGUGGAAUAUUUUUUAUAUAUAUAUAUAUGUAUAUAAAAUAACAAAGAACAAAGUAAGAGACAGUGAAGUGGGACCCACAUGGUGCGCCACAGCAACCAUCAGCUGAUGCCGCCGGAGCGGAGAAGCGUACUGGCAGCACCAGUGAGUCCCAGCAGCACGUGAAGGCGCAGUUUAGCGUUGCUCGUGGCAGGGGAGAGACGCGUUCGUCCCCGGUGUCCUUGCGUGUGUCCUCUAGCUGUGUGGUUAUUUUUGAUAAUUAUUUGACUUGUGCAUUACUGGUGAUCACAAUGGCGAGUUUAACUCUUGAAGAGGACCUUAAUGCGGCAGCGUGCUUGGUAGCUAUGAAGGGUGGGGGUAGGGUAAGUCCGUGGGCGGCUCCCGACACCCACAGUCAGCGCCCACGUCUUCAUGUAAAAACUAAUCUGCCGUUGCAGCGAACGUACCACGACCCACCACCCACACAUACACCCGCCCCAAGCCCUGAACACUCCCCAUCAGUGGAAUACACUCACCCACCUCCACUGUCUCCUGCCCACCAUAUGUACCAGCCACCUACGCCGCCUACGCCCCCCUCUCCGCCGACGCCCACUCUGGAGGACCACUCGUACUGUCCUCCUUCAGAAACGGACCAGAGUGUGUACCUGAUCGCAAGCAUUCUCGCAGACUUGAAGCGCGUGCAGCAAGUGCGGGAGGAGCCCCAGCCCCCCUCCAAUGAGCCGGAGGUGCAGGAAGCGCCCUUGGACUACAGUAAAAGGGUCGAAUCAGAGGCGCCAGGAAGAGAGGAAGAUUCUACCCCAAACCCGCGCAGUGUUGGUGGGCGGCGUGGGCGUGGCCGCUCCAGCCACUUCAAACCAGAGGACAAACGCGCCCACCCUUGCACCUUUCCCGGCUGUGAUAAAAUCUACGGCAAAUCAUCACAUCUGAAAGCACACCUGAGGACACACACAGGAGAGCGGCCCUUCGAGUGUUCAUGGCAGAGCUGCAGAAAAAGGUUUGCCCGGAGCGACGAGUUGGCGCGCCACACCAGGACUCACACGGGCGAGAAGAAUUUCGUGUGUCCUGUCUGUCAAAAACGAUUCAUGCGCUCAGAUCACCUUAGUAAGCAUGCGAGACGGCACCCAGAUUUUGACCCUACCCUCUUGCGGCAGCGACGCCAGGCAGCCCUGGUCAUCACUGCUUCAGACAGUGAAGAAAUGGGCUCACCUUGAGGUUUACGUGACUUAGGAUGCCUGUUGAAGCUGCCGCCGCCCCUGUGCCGUGAGCAGACCUGUUGCUGCACAGUACAAAAUGCUUGUUUCCAGUAGUGAGCCAGGGCUGUGAGGCACAAGAGUGGCUCAGUGACUCACUGUGGAGCAAGGCAAGAAUAGAAGCAAGUGUUGCAACACUUGUAUCUCAUCACAUUCUAAAGUUAUGGUUUCACAUUUUCACUUGUAAAUAGAAUUUAUCUUGAGAAAUAGCUAGGCUCUACCUACUCAGGUGUGUGAGGCAUACCACACAAAACCUCUUUGCUCAGCGUUCUGUAAUGAAGUGCAACAUACCUUACCAGUGACCAGCUCACCUCUCAUCAUCUGCUCAAAGCUGAUGUCUUGUACCUAUACUUGGUGUGAUUGGUCCUUGAUGCCUGUUUUGAUAUACAUACUUGGAUGUAUUUUUUAACUCCUUUUACCAUUGUAAGGCACUGGUGUUUGAAACUCAGUAAUUAUACAUGUAAUAGUACAUAUGGUUGUAAAAUUGCACAACACCCAAAAGCACCUGUGUUCCCUGAAAUCCAGACAGCUCUACAGAGUAGCACAAAGCCAGGGCAGUCUGUUCUCUCCUCGCUUGCCUGACUGUGUUGCUCACUAGAUCCACACAGUAUCUGGUCAAUGAGGCUAUCAUAUAUUUCUAUGUACAAUACUGUGUGCAUGAGAGAGAGAGAGAGAGAGAGAGAGAGAGAGAGAGAGAGAGAGAGAGAGAGAGAGAGAGAGGGCUCUGAUGCCACCCCUAUUAUAUUUGAGUGGUUUCCAAUUUUUGUUUGUGAUGUUCUGUCAGUAUUGCGAACACUGAAGCAAGAAACUUACCCCUUUAAUUUAUCUUGCCCCACUUUCCUUUUGUAUCAUUUAGGAUUUUCACUUAUUUCUUUUUGCAUUGUCAAUCUGCUUUCAGAUUAGAAAAGACAUGAGCUGCUUCAUUACAUUGUUUUGAGCAUUGUUGUUAUUACUUUAGAUGGUGCUAAAAAGUGCCUUAGAAGGUUGAGCACCAGUGUUGUUGCAUUAGUAUGCAUGUGCUCAGCCUGGCGGGAUCUCCACCAGCCAUACCCUCUUGUUCUCCCACAUGUUUGUUAAUGUAGGGUCAUCUCAGUAUGUGCAUAAUUGCCAAGGAAUUAUAUGUUUAAUAUUAGGCAUUAUUUAUAUAUCUAUAUACUGUAUACUGUACUGUACUUCAUGUAUUGCACACUCAACAAUAUUUUGCAUACCUCUUGCAUUCCUUUCAAGGGAUGUUAUUUUGCAGCUGUUGAUUGGAAUGCAAAUUAAGUUUUAAGCAGAAUUAAGGAAUCAGUGUAUCAUUGAACUCUAGUAGUAGUAAAGUCAGUAACUGUGAAGCCUCAGCCUAAUGACACAAACCACCCACCAUAUACUGCCCAACAUUGAAAGACACUCACCUCUUUGUAAUCAGGGCUAUAAUUUUGUAAUUAAACUUUCCAAGCAUUAGAAAGCAUGUGUGAAUGUACUGGUACCUAUAUGAAAGGUGUAUGUGUCUGGUAGAUAGCUAUUAGGAGGAGUCACAUUGAGCACAACCCCACUUGUACCAUGCAUCUAGUCGCUCUAGCUGCAACACACCAGAAGCAGGAGUUAGUGCAAGGCAGGGGAAGAAGGGAGGGGGUUGAAAAUGAAAAAAAAAGAAAAAAAAAAUUAUGUAGGAUAUUCACAUUAUAUUUUCUGACCAAACAAGAAAACCUCAGUUGUAGUGCCAUAUGAUAAAGGUAGGAGAGAAUGUUUGAUUUUCUUGAAACCAUUCAGCUUAUUUGACUUUUUACUUUAUUGUGGAGCACAAGGAUAUUCAGCUGGGUGUUCAAUAAAAUUACAGAGAAAAUCUUAAUUUCAUUUCUGAUGUAAAAUUUAAUUUGUGGAGUUGAACAAUAUUGUUUAAGUACCUUUUGCUGGGUGCCAAAUGUGGAUAAGUGAACCAGUGUUGGUAUAGGUUUGGUAUUUAUAUGACAGUACUUAUUUGAUGUACUUAAAAGUAUAUAAUUACGUCUUGCUCAGUCAGCUUACUUAAAGGGGGAGGGAGAAUCAUGAUGAAUGGGAAACAUAUCAGUAGUAGAUGACAUGUAAAUUGUGUGCCUGAGUGUUUGCAGUUUCUAUCUAUUGGACCUACUGCCUCAUGGUUAGGCUGACACUUCAUGAUCAUGACCAAGUUAUUCUUUUCUCUGUACAAAAGACAUUAUAGUGAUUAUUAAUGAAUGUGCAUAAAUACAAAAUAUUUAUAAUCAUAGCUCACUUGUCAUACUGCUCCUGGGGCAUAGGGCCGCCAGUACACUUCAGCUCAUGUUGUUACAGUGUCAUGCUGUAGAAAUUUAACACAAAGUUAUUGCACUAUUCAAGCUAUGUGAUAUUGUAGGCUAAGUUUCAAGAAACACUAAUAAUGGUAUCCAUAGAGCACACCUAGAAUAAACCUUUACAAAUACUGUGAUGACAAAGCUGAGUGUUCUUAGUGGUCCAGGACCUGGCUGGACAUUUCCUUAGGCCACUUGCUAUAUUCACAUAUUUCUACCAUAAAAAUAAGAGUCAACAACUGUUCUUUACCUUACCUGAAGUGGCCAAGAGAGAUGCCAGGGAGGCUGUGAGCACACCAGGUGGUUUUGACUUCCACCUGUCACAGUGUUAUCCUCUCAUGUCUUUCACAAACCAACUCAUCAUGAGCAAAUAUUUUUUGGAGGAUGCUCUGUAUCAUCAAACUAAAAGUGGUUUGUUUCAUAAUACUGAAAACCAUGUUGAAAAGUUGUGUAAAUAAAAAUAUAUAAGAUAA
Molecule: messenger RNA, 4067 nt
Organism: Scylla paramamosain (green mud crab)
Lineage: Eukaryota; Metazoa; Arthropoda; Malacostraca; Decapoda; Portunidae
Product: Krueppel-like factor 9
Exons: 3
Coding region: 347-1267 (306 amino acids)
Biological process (GO): regulation of transcription by RNA polymerase II
Molecular function (GO): RNA polymerase II cis-regulatory region sequence-specific DNA binding; DNA-binding transcription factor activity, RNA polymerase II-specific
Source: RefSeq, a predicted model, not a curated record